Bicyclus anynana (squinting bush brown) is the source of this 3140-nucleotide messenger RNA. Its product is annotated as ecto-NOX disulfide-thiol exchanger 2. The transcript has 10 exons. Bases 186 to 2051 code for a protein of 621 amino acids. NCBI's taxonomy places the organism in Eukaryota, Metazoa, Arthropoda, Insecta, Lepidoptera, Nymphalidae. Gene Ontology annotation, biological process: ultradian rhythm. Gene Ontology annotation, molecular function: RNA binding; protein-disulfide reductase activity. Gene Ontology annotation, cellular component: plasma membrane; external side of plasma membrane. The record is from RefSeq and is a predicted model, not a curated record.
AUUGCAAACCAUUCAUUUGUGGUCUGUGAUGCAAACCAAAGCUUUUUGUGAUUUUUGUAAAGAUUUUGAUUAGAUGGAUUAUUGGAGAUUUUGUGCUUCUGCUUGUAAUGAGCGUUUGCUGCAGGUUAUUGAGUUAUUUUAUAGCCGUUCUUGUGUUUAAUUAACGAUACCUUAGUGUAUUAGCGAUGUCAGGCAGAAGGGAUAGAUCAAGAUCUCCAGUGAGAGGAAAUAGAAGAGAAAAAGCAAUGGAUCCAAACAAAAAUGAUCCCACAAUGUCGACUGCUAUGAUGAACCCAAUGAUGAUGCAGAGCAUGAUGAUGUCUCAAGGAAACAUGAUGUUGCCUGGAAUGUACAAUAUGAUGAUGCCAAAUGCUAUGUUGGGAAGUGGCAUGAUGCCGUCUACUGGGAUGGAAAUGAUGCAAAGCAGUGCCAUGGAUAUGUCAGCUAUUCAGCCUCAGAUUGACAUGUCUGCAAUGGGAACGACACAGACUAUGGCAACAUCUUCUCAGUCCAUGGAUAUGGGGAUGAUGAGUGGCAUGAUGAUGGAUCCUAUGAUGGGGAUGUAUUCUAACGUAACUGGGGAAAUACAAGAAGCAAAAGAGAUAGUUCUCAAACAUUGCAAAUUAAUACCACCAACAAGUGGGUCACCCCAUCCGCCACGUAGAGCAAAACCACCGGGAUGUCGAACAAUCUUUGUUGGUGGAUUACCUGAAAAGAUAAGAGAGAGCCAUGUGAGAGAUAUAUUUGAACGCUAUGGCAGGAUUCAUAUACUGCGGCUGUCAAAAAAGAACUUCUGCCACAUUCGGUUUGAUAGAGAAACAUGUGUGGAUGCUGCCAUGGUGAUAUCUGGUUACAGAGUUAAACUAUUAAGCAAAGAAAAGGAUGAAGAUGAUGAAGAUUCUCAAGCUACUAAUGGUUGGCUACAUGUGGACUAUGCUUUGAGCAGAGAUGAUCAAAACGAGUAUGAGAGACGGCAACGUCAAGCAAUGCGGGUCCAACAGCAGCAAAUGCAGCAACAGAUGUCAGUGCAGGAGAACAUGGCGAGCAGGAACAUGAACUACCGCCGCUCUCCGUCGCCCGUGCGGAUACAAGUAUUUUCAAAUGCAGCCAUGGUGCAGUUGGGUGAAAAAAUCAAAAGUGAAGAACAUUUCGCGAGCUCUCUGCCUACUUUAGUUUCAUGGCUCGAGCGUGGAGAGUGCUCUAAAAAGACAUCCACUCAAUUUUAUAGCAUGAUUCAAGCUACAAACUCUCACAUUAGAAGACUAUUUGGCGAAAAAAUGCAGGCAGAAGAGGAGUUCCAGGAGUGUAAAGAAAGGGUUAAGAAUCAUAUACAGAGUGUGAUCGAACAACUCGAGCAGGUGGCGAAAGUGUUCACUGCGGCCACGCACCAACGGGUUUGGGAUCACUUUACUAAACCUCAGCGAAAGAACAUUGAAACAUGGCAAAAAAUGACACAGGAGUUUCACGCUCUGAAAGAGGAAUUCAAUGAUAAGUUCUAUAAUGAAGAGUCUGAGUUCAAUGGGUACACCAAGGGGCAGGGUAGUGUUGAUAACGAAGAAGUACAACAACUGAAGAGAGAAAAUGAAAGUCUUCAAUUCCAAUUGGAAGCUUACAAAAAUGAAGUUGACGUCAUAAAAGCUGAUGCUCAGAAAGAAAUGGAGAAGUUCAAAGCGCAAUUCAUAGCACGCCAAUUAUUGCAAGGAGCAAUGGACAAAAAUCCACCACUGCCGUCUCCGGUGGUGAAGCCGCCGCCGCCGCCGCCACUGCCCGACGACAUGGAGACCAAGGUGAUGGUGAAGGAUGAAGUGGAUCCUGCGAGUGGCGAAGCCAAGCUGAUUGGUGUCAUGUCGGCGUUCUUGCAGGUGCACCCACAAGGCGCCAGCCUGGACUACGUGGUGUCGUACGUGCGCGCGCUGUUCCCCGGCGUGUCGCAGGCCAGCAUCCACCACGUGCUGCAGAAGCACGACGAGGUGUUCCAGCGCACCACCAGCGGCGUCGGCGCCAACAUCGAGAACCGCUGGACCUUCGUCGCCUUCGCCGGGAAGGCCUGACUCCGCCUUUGGCACUAGGCCUUAAUACAUCACUCAAUAAUGUUGUCAAUAGUAAGGUGAGGAAUUAUUUUAAAAUACGUACUUUGAUAGCUAUUUUCAAUUUUCAAACUGUACUGUUGUCAAUGUUACCGUUAAUUGUAAAAUACUUUUGUUUAUAAUCUCACUCGCGAUUUUGUAAUCUGUCGUUAUAUUGUGAACUGAACAUAGUGAUUACAAUAUAACCGUAAAUUGAAGAUACAUUAGAAUAGUAUAGAAUAGAAGACAUUGUUAGUUAAGUUCAUGUUAUGUACAAAGGAUAAUAAAGGAUAUUUUGUCUUAUUGAUUGUUUGCAAGGAAUUUCCAUUAUUCAUUGUAAGAUUGGCCAAGUUAUGCCUUCGAAGGCAUAGAAUUCGAACAAACUUAAUUUGUUAUGUACUUUUUAGUUAUUCAGUGUUAGAAUAAGAUGAAUCGUGUUUUUAAUGUAAUGCCGAUGUGCGGUUUUUGUAUGAAAAACGGCUGUUUUAAAAUUUUUUGAUUAAGACAAGACGAAGAGCAUUGUAUUGAACGUUUUUUUUUCGUAUCCACAUUUGCCCUAAUAACAAGUUGCAAGCAUAUCAACUUGAAUAUUCCUUUGUGCUUGCUUCCAUGGUGGGCAGGAAUAGAGAAAACUAAUGUUAACAGAAUCGGUGGAAAUGGGUUUUACAGCUAUUAUCUAUUAGUAUGUCAGCCAAUGACGAUCAAGUAAUCUCACAUGCCUGCAGCGCUAACGGCUUGACAACCGAUAAAACCGAUCGUGUGUUGGUCGCGAUCGGCAUGUCAUGCACAUCUGAGAUUGCUCUGUGAUAUCCGCAUAUAGAAACAUUUUUCAUAAUUUGUAUUUCAAAAUUUAACACUAACAACAAUUACGUAAAUUAAUAUAAAUAAUCAAUAAUUACCAAUAAAAAAUACUCCACUAGGAGGGGUUCAUUUCUAUUUGCGUUAUUCAUGCAAAACAGCUCGCGACAUAGACAUUUCUAAUAUUUUUAUCAUAAGUAUUUAGAAGUAGGUAAUAUUUAGAUAUUACUUUAUACAUAAAAUGUUUAUUGUAAUAAAUAGGUAAGUCACUAAAAA